AUGAAGAGAUUCGUCUCUCCUCCUCUGAUCCUCCUUCAGUGCAAACCUGGGACGGAGCGCCGAAUUGUUGGCUCGUGCAACCGGUGGCGUUUCCCCAAGAAGCCGUUCUCCGGGGACCUGCUGGGGCUCUCUCAGAUGUGCAAGGCCCUCAACAUCAAUCUGGACGAUGCUCAGAAGAACCCAAGCAGGUUAUGCAUUUCAAAAAUUCAGAAACUUCUCUCUGAGGAUUUGAAGAACAAGUCCAGCAGAAGUGGGGAGGCAGAUGUGAUUCUGGAAUGCCUCGGCUUCAAGUGGGAACUCCACCUGCCCCAGCUUUUCCAGUCUGCGACCUUGGCCAGGCUUUACUUGAUGGCCCUGAUGCACAGGGCGAAGAGCACCACGGAGACCGUAGGGCCACGUAACUUUAUAGAGAGUAAGAAUCCCCUGGCGCUGGGCUCCCAAACACCCUCGGGUUUGAAAGAGCCCAGCCUGGCCUCUGGCUGCUCCGAGCUCCAUGGUGACCGAGCCCCCGGGAAGACCAGCGACGGCCCCCUUGUGAAGAAGAUGAUCAUUUCCUUAAAGAUCAACGACCCAGCUGUCAACAGAGUUGCCUUCGCCCUGGCGCUGAAGAACCUCUACAUGAGCCAUGUGGACCUGACCGUGGAUGACCUGCUGGGGGUGCUGGCGUCUGCUUACAUCCUCCAGUCCACUCAACUGUUUAAAAGGUGUGUGACCAUGAUGAUGAACGAAGUCUCACCAAGUACCCUCAAGGGCUUCUACCUGGCCGGCUGCAAGUACAAGGAAGAGCAGCUCACCGUGGCCUGCGAGAGGUGGCUGGAAAUGAACCUGGUCCCUCUGAUGGGGACACAGAUUUACCUUCGACAAGUCCCUCAGGAUCUGCUCCUUAAGGUGUUGAAGUCCCCCAGGUUGUUUACCUUUAGCGAGUUUGAUCUUCUGAAAACCUUAGUGUUGUGGGUCUACUUGCAACUACAUACCAAGCUUCAAACAGUUCCAACUAAGGAGACCAUGCUGACAUUUUUCCACAGCUUCCCCAAGAAGUGUUGCUUUCUGGAACGCGACGUAGGACAGGGUUGGAUGCCCCUCUUCCUUUGCCUGCGUCUGCACAACAUCACCAGCGGCAAGGAUCUGGAGGAAAUAAAGCAUAUUAACUUCUUCCCGGAGUCCUGGCUGGUCCGGGUGACAGCCAACCACUACCUUACACUGGAGAGCGGCGGCGAUAUGGUCUACUCGAGAGAACUCUCCUCACAGGCCAUGAGAUUCGGGCUGGUCUUUGACCAGGAUUUUACUGUUCACUCAAAGAUAAUUUGUCUGUAUGGAUUCUUCUUUGAGAUAAAGGGGAUCAAACACGAUGCAACCUCUUACAGCUUUUCCAUGCAGAGAAUCAAGCACACCGACCGGGAGUGCCUCACCAUGGCUUGUGACUAUAUCACCAUCAGCGUGAAGGCUGAGCGCCUGGUCAGGUACCAGAUCAGAGCCUACACCUUCGUGGAUGGCAAGUGGAAGCAGUUCAAGACCAACCAGAUCACACAGAAGUUUGGGUGCAACAAGCCGUGCUGCAAAAGCCACGUCUUGAAAAUCCAAACUGUGGGCAGCCCAAUCUAUGCAAGUUUUGCAUUCAUCUUCCCAGUAUCUUGAUAGUUUCCAGAAGAAUCUUAUG
Messenger RNA from Perognathus longimembris pacificus (Pacific pocket mouse), 1657 nucleotides. RefSeq names its product BTB domain containing 16 (gene Btbd16). The record is from RefSeq and is a predicted model, not a curated record. NCBI's taxonomy places the organism in Eukaryota, Metazoa, Chordata, Mammalia, Rodentia, Heteromyidae. Bases 1 to 1635 code for a protein of 544 amino acids. The transcript is spliced from 14 exons.